Messenger RNA from Pistacia vera, 1458 nucleotides. RefSeq names its product RNA-binding protein 38-like. The record is from RefSeq and is a predicted model, not a curated record. Lineage: Eukaryota; Viridiplantae; Streptophyta; Magnoliopsida; Sapindales; Anacardiaceae. The transcript is spliced from 6 exons. Gene Ontology annotation, molecular function: RNA binding. The coding region runs from base 377 to 1186 and encodes 269 amino acids.
UCAAUAUACACCAAAUUCCUUCUCUUUCUCCCUCUCUCUAAAAACCACUUGUUUUUUUUUUUUUUUCUUUUACUUAACCAACCCCAUUUGUUCAGAAACAACCCAUCAAAUAAUAACAACAGCUGCAACAACAUAAACUAACUUCAUCUCUUUCUCUGUUGUCCCUCUUCAAUGAUUCGUUUGUGUUGGUAACAGAAGGGAUGGAGAUAGAGCAAAAAGCUAAGGUGGAAGGGAAGAUACACAGUUUAGUUAGUUAUUAUUGUCAAUAUUAUAUCUGAUCGAUCGAUCAAGUUCAUGCAUAUUAUACGACAACAAACCAGUAGAAGGCCAAGAAUAAUACCCCAUUGUUUUUCAUUUUAAUGAUAAUUUAGAUGCCAUGGCUUAUCCACAUUACCGAUCACAGUUUGGUGACACGACGUUUACAAAGGUUUUUGUUGGGGGAUUAGCUUGGGAGACCCCCACUGAAGAAAUGAGUAGAUAUUUCGAGCAAUUUGGAGACAUUCUUGAAGCUGUUAUUAUCACUGAUAAGAACACGGCAAAAUCUAAAGGAUACGGAUUUGUGACUUUUCGUGAUCCGGAAUCGGCCAGGAAGGCUUGUGAGAACCCAAAUCCGGUGAUCGAUGGAAGAAGAGCUAAUUGUAAUAUUGCUUCAUUAGGACGGCCUAGACCUUCGCCACCUCGAGGAAUUAGAAAUCAAGGUGGCAACGUUUAUCAGGGAGCUGCGGCGUCAUAUGGUGGAGUGGCAGCACCAUUGCCUCCACCACCACCCCCUAUCAUUUGUCCACCUUAUGGGUACCCAACUUACACUCCGGAUUAUGGCUACCAUCAUCAAGCUCUCUAUAACCCACAACUUCAAGUUCAACACCCACAAUACUAUCACCAAAUGUACGGAACAAGUUCAACCACCAUGGGUUCGCCCUAUUAUUAUGGUUAUUCUUUGCAAUCUUCAAGGGGAACAUACUCUGCACCUCCACAGCCACAUCCUCAGCCGCAGCCUCAGCGAGUACCGCCUCUUUCCUAUCUUUACUAUCAGACUCCUCAAAUGGAAGCCAACUAUCCUCCUCCCCCGCCUCUUCAACUCCCAAGGCAUCCCUUCCCCUUUAAUUCUUCUGAUUCACAGACUCCACAGCAAACAUCUGCAGAAACAGAAGCCCGAGAGGUUACUUCAGAAAGUCCAAAUACCUAAGAACUUAAUCUGAUCGAGGGAAAAAGUUUCAAUUGUAAAAUCUUAAUAUGCUUAUGCUCUUCUUAUCACUCUAUAUCACUCCUAUACUCAACCAUUAAUAUAUUUUUUCUGUCCAAAGCUGUAACAUUUGGUGACUACAGCUUCAAGGGACUACUACUUGUGCUCUCCACAGUUACGGCAUGCAGCAAAAGAUGGACUAAUCACCAACCUUAUUCAGAAUUUUCUGUUUUUCGAAAAUUCUCCAAAUGAUUAUUAUUCUAUUAUUUCCCAAU